AUGGAGAGACAAAAUUAUACUAUGUUGCAUGAAUUUAUACUUGUUGGAUUUUCUACAGUUCUUCAACUCCAGUAUUUUUUCUUCGUGAUCUUUUUCUGCAUCUUUAAGAUUUCACUUCUGGCUCAUAUGUGUAUGAUUCUUUUGUAUAGAUUGAAUCCAAAUCUUCGUACACCUAUGUAUUUUUUUCUUGCCAAUUUCUCCAUUUUAGAAAUAUGUUAUCUGUUAACUAUAGGUCCAAAAAUGCUGAUCAACCUUCUCUCUCAACACAAAACUAUCAGCUUCUAUGGAUGUGGCAUACAAAUGUGCUGUUUUCUAUUAUUGGGCAGUGCAGAAUGCUAUAUGCUGGCAGCCAUGGCGUAUGAUAGCUAUAAUGCUAUAUGUCAUCCUUUGCUAUAUAAUAAUAUCAUGAGGAAGAUAGUGUGUAUCAGGCUGGUCAUUGGUUGUUGGCUCAUUGGAGCAAUGAUUGGUGUCCUACAGACGAAACUGAUAUUUUCAUUACCAUUCUGCAGGUCCAAUAGAAUUAACAAUUUCUACUGUGAUAUUCCACCAUUAAUGAGUCUAGCCUGUAAUAACACACAGGUCAAUCAAAUCAUCAUGCUCAUAAUCACUUUUAUUAUUAUUGUAGGGCCUUUUAUUUUGACAAUAAUGUCAUAUGCAAACAUAAUCUGGACAAUUCUCAAGCACCAUCCGGCAGGGAUGAGGAAAAAAGCUUUCUCCACUUGUACCUCCCACCUAAUAGUUGUAUCUAUGUUCUAUGGAUCAUCCACUAUUAUGUACUUGAGACCGAAGUCAAGUUAUGGCAUGAAUGAAGAGAAGUUUUUGUCCCUCAUAUAUACUAUUAUCGCCCCAAUGGUGAACCCUUUCAUAUAUAGUUUAAGGAAUAAUGAUGUAAAAAGUGCAAUUAAAAAGAUGAUUCUAUAUGUGAAAUUAAAUAGGAUAAUUAGAAGAGAAUAG
This is a messenger RNA of Bufo gargarizans (Asiatic toad), 954 nucleotides long. RefSeq names its product olfactory receptor 10AG1-like. The record is from RefSeq and is a predicted model, not a curated record. Gene Ontology annotation, biological process: G protein-coupled receptor signaling pathway. Gene Ontology annotation, cellular component: membrane. The coding region runs from base 1 to 954 and encodes 317 amino acids. Lineage: Eukaryota; Metazoa; Chordata; Amphibia; Anura; Bufonidae. The transcript has a single exon. Gene Ontology annotation, molecular function: olfactory receptor activity; G protein-coupled receptor activity.